UAUAUAUAUAUAACAUACAUAAGAGCUUCAAAGAGAACAAGGAGAAUGGAGAGGAAAAGAGAAAUCGGAGAAGGAAGCUCACUGUCAUUGAGGGAAAAGCGAAACCUCAGGGAGAAAGAGCGACGGACGCGUAUGAAAGAUCUAUUUUGUUUACUCUCUUCCCAUGUGUCUCCCACUCGUAGGUUACCAGUGCCUCAACUUAUUGAUGAAGCGACAUCAUACAUGAUCAAAAUGAAAGAGAAUGUAAAGUAUUUGAAGGAGAAGAAAAAAACAUUGUUAGGAAGAGAAGUCUGGAAGCGCUCAGAAGGAUCGUCGUCUCUUUUGCCAAAACUCAGUAUCCAUUCAAGGGAUUCGAUCAUAGAGAUGAAUCUGAUUAUCGAUGUUAACAUGAAAAGAUUAAUGUUACACGAGCUUAUGAGAGUUUUUGAAGAAGAAGGAGCUCAAAUUAUGACUGCUAGUCUCCAGAACUUGAAUGAUAGAACUGCUUAUACAAUCAUAGCCCAGGCUGUCAUAUGCAGGAUCGGCAUUGAUCCAUCAAGAAUAGAAAAUAGAGUGAGGGAUAUCAUCUUUUAAUAUGUUGUUGAAGCAUUAAUUCACAUGUCUCUGAAAGAAUAAUUGAAAGUCUUAAGUUUAUAACGUUAAAGAUUUUGUUUAAACCUAAC
This is a messenger RNA of Raphanus sativus (radish), 662 nucleotides long. RefSeq names its product transcription factor bHLH168-like. The record is from RefSeq and is a predicted model, not a curated record. Gene Ontology annotation, biological process: regulation of transcription by RNA polymerase II. Lineage: Eukaryota; Viridiplantae; Streptophyta; Magnoliopsida; Brassicales; Brassicaceae. Gene Ontology annotation, cellular component: RNA polymerase II transcription regulator complex. Gene Ontology annotation, molecular function: RNA polymerase II transcription regulatory region sequence-specific DNA binding; DNA-binding transcription factor activity, RNA polymerase II-specific; protein dimerization activity.